Triticum aestivum (bread wheat) is the source of this 1491-nucleotide messenger RNA. RefSeq names its product F-box protein PP2-B11. Lineage: Eukaryota; Viridiplantae; Streptophyta; Magnoliopsida; Poales; Poaceae. The record is from RefSeq and is a predicted model, not a curated record. Gene Ontology annotation, molecular function: protein binding. Bases 20 to 448 code for a protein of 142 amino acids. The transcript has 3 exons.
ACGAAUGCAAAAUUAAUCCAUGGUGACAGGCAUGUGCGACCUCCCAGCGGACUGCCUGGCGCUGGUCGCCUCCCUGACAUCCCCCGGGGAUGCGUGCAGGUUGGCGGCCACCGCCGUCGCGCUCCGGGCGGCUGCCGACUCCGACCAGGUCUGGGGGAGCUUCCUCCCGGCAGACUGCGCGGACAUCCUCGCGCGGUGCAGCACCCCCGGUGAUGGGCGCUGCCUCGAAGGCGAAACGAACAAGGAGCUCUUCUCCCGACUCUGCGACUGCCCCGUCCUCCUCGACGGCGGCAAGCUGAGCUUCUCGCUGGAGAGGCAUAGCGGCGCCAAGAAGUACAUGAUAGCUCUGUGGCACGGAUUUGGUGGCUACCAGUACUACGGAUUGGAGGACUCGUCCAGUCACACUUUCACCUUCACUCCAGUGUGCAGCUGCGCUCUAGGGAGGUGAGCUUCGAGCCAGGGCGAGGAGUAGGGGGCUCCUUUCGGCGAUGGAACUGGAUGGGGAUGACAUAGCUUCCAUACACGGCUGGCCUCCCUCGGGAGGUGGCCUCCUUCGCGGCGUCGGUUCUUCAAUCAUGUUUUAGGGCUCCAAUGUCUAGUUGUCUUUGCUUUUUGGGCAUUGUUGCUGCUCCUGAGAUCCCUUAUAUAAUGCCGGAGUUUCUCUUUUUUUUUUCUGUGUCUUUCAGUGUUGUGUUGAACUGAAUCGUUGCUGGUAAGGGCUUCAUUUUUUAAAGCCGGGCGCCAUCCUCUUUUCUAGAAACUGAGCCUUACACUUUCGUCAUGUAGAUUCCACGAGGUGGCGCCUCACUCGUACCUGUUGUGGGUGACAUGGACGUCAUCAUGAACACCAAGAACCUCUCGGGCGUCGAUAGAGGCUAUGUUGCCUUUCUCAUAUACAGGGUGCAUUGGUUAUACAUUUGUACAGACACAUCUCAGAACCAAAACCAAGAAGCUGUAGGAGUCCUGCUUCGUCAUUUGCAACAUGAUUGCAACCAUCUCAUGCCUCAUAAGCACUUGUGAUCUCUGUUAUGGGACUGGGUUGGGAACUCGAUGGAUGAUCAUUGGAGAAGAAUCAAAGUUUGAAGCAGCAGUUGAGGCCUGAUGGAGCGAGCAUGAGGAGCGAUGGAUGAUGAGCAAGAGAUUAACAUAGAGCUGGACGAGCAUUGUCUGGAGAGGAAGGGAAAAAAAUGUUUCCAUUGUGUUUAGAGGGUUCACAAGGUCAUGUAGAUGCCAGAUUACCAUAGAAGGGAUCGAGAUUUUUUUUCUCGAAAAAGAGAACAUAUUAAUAUCGCGAAGAUACCAAUUACACCCGGCAAGGGAUCGAAAUAAGGCCGAGAGGAAUGGAAAGUUGAAAUCAUGUCUAAAUGUAUUAGAUAGACACAAAUUCACCGUAUGGUUAGGUCUGUUUACAGGGAUAUUGCAAUUUGCAACUAUGGCGUUGUGUUAAUUUUGUGCUACUUUCCUAGUUAAUUAAUUUAUCUAGAAAUGAAA